Messenger RNA from Adelges cooleyi (spruce gall adelgid), 819 nucleotides. Its product is annotated as cytochrome b5-like. The record is from RefSeq and is a predicted model, not a curated record. Lineage: Eukaryota; Metazoa; Arthropoda; Insecta; Hemiptera; Adelgidae. Gene Ontology annotation, cellular component: intracellular membrane-bounded organelle; membrane. Gene Ontology annotation, molecular function: heme binding. Bases 110 to 664 code for a protein of 184 amino acids. The transcript has 5 exons.
UUUUUAUUUUUAAUUUUAACUUAUGGUCAAAUUAUACAUUUUUUAGACUAAAAAAUACAUUUUAUUUUAGCUUCCAUAAUUUUAUAGUAUAUUUUGUUUAUAACCUCGGAUGAUAGAAAUAAAUAAAACCAUGUCCAUUCAUUGUUAUUCUCCAGCAACUGUAUCAAAACACAAAAAACCGUGUGAUGCAUGGUUAAGCAUUCAUGGAAAUGUAUAUGAUGUCACAAAUUUCAUAACAGUGCACCCGGGAGGAGAGGAAGUUCUUGUGGAAGCGGCUGGGACAGAUGCAACUGCCUGUUUUGACAGCAUAGGACACUCAAACGAAGCUUACAAACUGAUGAAUGAUUUGAAAUUAGGAAAGCUAUCGGAUCAAGACGAGCACCCUGGUGGUGAGGAAGUCUUGUUGGAACAAGCCGGUAAAGAUUCGACUGAAGAAUUCGAAGAUGUCGGUCACUCGAGUGAUGCCCGAGAAGUAAUGCAAAAAUACAAGAUUGGUGAACUCACUGAUGAGGAUAAAGUAAAAAAUAAGAAACCCGAGAUCCAACCUAGAUCAACAUCUUCCGGCGAAUCUCCAGAUGACUUUAGCAUUUGGAAAACAUGGUUGUUGCCAUUGACACUUGGAAUACUGGCCAUCUUUGUUUAUCGAUACUUUAUUGCGUCUUAAAAGUCCUACAUUUUUUUUAUACAGUUAAUAAAGCAAAUUAUUGUAAGCCAAAGUUCUGGUACAACUCGAUUCUAUAUACAUAUACAAAAUUUAUCUUUAAUAUAUUUGUUUUUUAUGAGUGGUGGUAAAAUUGUACACACUGCAUUCCAUUAUAA